AUGCAGCAUCUCCAACUCCGUCUUCACAAAUACUUUAAUUCAGGCGAUUUCAUUCUUGGUUUCAUUACUUCUCAGAUUUCUCGUUACGACCGUUCAAUGACUUUUACUGCCAAAACAGAACAAAAAUUAUCUCAGCUCAGUUUUGUGACAACACAUUACCAGCAUGUCUUUGCUUUGGAAUUUGCUAUACAGGAGAUUAAUGAAAAUCCCCAGAUUUUACCUAAUGUUACUCUGGGAUUCCAUAUCUAUGACAACUAUAAAAAUGCUAGGGUGACUUAUUAUGUUACAAUUCAACUUAUUUCCACAAAAAAUAAAUUUGUGCCCAACUACAAGUGUGACACACAGGACAAUCUAAUCACCGUCAUCGGGGGACUUGGCUGGGAAACAUCCAACCAAAUAUCGGAUAUUUUGCGCAUCUAUGAUAUACCACAGCUGUUGUAUGGAUUUGCUUCAGGAAUGGUUGGAAAAGCACAAGAAUUUUCCUUCUAUGGGAUGAUCCCCAGUGAAACUGUCCAGUAUAUGGGGAUUCUCCAACUACUCCUUCAUUUUAAAUGGACAUGGAUUGGAUUAAUAGCUGACAAAAAGAGCGGAGAAAGCUUUAUUCAGACAAUGCUUCCAUUAUUUUCCAGGACAGGCAUAUGUUUUGCCUUUAUAGAAAUGUAUCACCAUUUAUUUUAUAUUGUAAGUCUCAGGAAGCUCUUAGAUAAUCUCAAGAACAGCACAACCAAUGUUGUGGUGUUCUAUGGAGAAACUACUUCCAUGAUAUUUUUGAUUUACAUAUUACGUUUGACACAAAUAACACAAAAUACAAAAGGCAAAGUAUGGAUUUUGACAGCCCAGAUGGAGUUCACAUCAUGGGCAAGAGGACUGGAUAUUCGAGGUCUCCAUGGUGCUUUAUCUUUUUCAAUUCAUUAUAAUGAUGUGCCAGGAUUCCAGCAUUUUCUUCAGAGCACAAACCCUACCCGCAGAAAAGAAGAUGGCUUUAUCAGGUACUUCUGGGAGCAGGCAUUUAACUGUGUGUUUCCAAAAUCUGGCCUGGACAAGAACAAUGGGAAUAAAAAUAUUUGUACUGGAGAGGAGAGACUGGAGGACCUUCCUGGGUCUCUUUUUGAAAUGAGCAUGACUGGCCACAGCUAUAAUGUCUACAAUGCUGUCUAUGCUGUAGCCUAUGCUUUACAUGCCAUGUAUUCAUCACACUCCAAAAGAACAACAAUGGCCAUGGGAGAGAAAAGGAACAUUUUCAAUCUGCAGCCAUGGCAGCUUCACCAUUUUCUGAAACACAUCUCUUUUAACAAUACUGCUGGACUUGUGAUCUCUUUUGAUGAGAAUGGGGAAUUAAUAGGAGGACUGGAUAUUGUCAAUUGGGUCACAUUCCCAAACCAAACUAUUAUUAGAGUGAAAGUUGGACAGAUGGAUCACCAGGCUCCUUUGGAUCAGGCACUGACCAUUAAAAAGGAUGCCAUUGUGUGGCACAGCUGGUUUAAUCAGGUACAGCCUCUUUCUGUGUGUAAUGACAACUGCCACCUUGGCUAUCAGAAAAAAAUGAAGAACGGGGAACCAUUUUGCUGCUAUGACUGUAUACCAUGUCCAGAAGGAAAAGUAGCUGAUCGUAAAGACACGGCUGAAUGUUUUCAAUGUCCAUAUGAUCAUCAUCCAAACAACGACCGGGAUUCAUGCAUUCCCAAAGUUGUCAUCUUCUUGUCCUAUAAAGAACCCUUAGGGAUUAGUUUAGCUGUUGUUGCUAUUUUGUUUUCUUUGAGCACAGCUCUGGUGCUAAGAACAUUCAUGAAGCACCACAACACUCCCAUUGUCAAAGCCAACAAUCAGAACAUCACGUACACUCUUCUCAUCUCCCUCCUGCUCUGCUUCCUUUGUGCAUUACUAUUCAUUGGGCAUCCUGAAAAGGUGACCUGUCUCCUCCGCCAAACUGCCUUUGCCAUCACCUUCUCAGUGGCUGUUUCUUCUGUGCUGGCAAAAACCAUCACUGUGGUCCUAGCUUUCAUGGCCACAAAGCCAGAAUCCAAGAUGAAGAAGUGGUUGGGGAAAAGAUUGGCCUCCUCCAUUGUUAUUGUCUGCUCCCUUGUUCAAGCAGUCAUUUGUGUUAUUUGGCUGGCAACCUCUCCCCCGUUCCCAGAUGCUGAUAUGCAUUCAAUGCUAGAAGAAAUCAUAUUAGAAUGUAAUGAGGGGGCAGCAACCAUGUUCUACUGUACCCUGGGCUAUAUGGGUUUCCUGGCCAUUGCUAGCUUUACUGUUGCUUUCCAAGCCAGGAAACUUCCUGAUAGUUUUAAUGAAGCCAAAUUUAUCUCUUUCAGCAUGAUGGUGUUUUGCAGUGUUUGGUUAUCAUUUAUACCAACGUAUCUGAGCUCCAAUGGGAAAUAUAUGGUAGCUGUGGAGAUCUUCUCUAUGUUAUCCUCCAGUGCUGGGCUUCUGGGUUGCAUUUUUUUCCCAAAAUGCUACAUUAUUGUUCUGAGGCCUGAACUGAACAGCAAAGAACAGCUAGUGAGGAGAGGAAAUUUUAAAUGA
This is a messenger RNA of Eublepharis macularius, 2523 nucleotides long. Its product is annotated as vomeronasal type-2 receptor 26-like. The record is from RefSeq and is a predicted model, not a curated record. The transcript is spliced from 6 exons. Gene Ontology annotation, cellular component: membrane. Gene Ontology annotation, molecular function: G protein-coupled receptor activity. Bases 1 to 2523 code for a protein of 840 amino acids. Lineage: Eukaryota; Metazoa; Chordata; Lepidosauria; Squamata; Eublepharidae. Gene Ontology annotation, biological process: G protein-coupled receptor signaling pathway.